AUGACAGUUGCAAUUGUGUAGCAUUCAGUGACACAGUACAUUGAAAAAUUUCAUGGUGGACGGAUGUUGCGCCGAUUUGGUUUUGCACAAUUUGUUUUAUUUUUUGUGCAUAAAUCACUGAUUUGUUUUCUUGCUAAUUUCUGUCUAUAAACAUUUCUACAAUAUCAUCCCAUCGUCAAAAUGGCGUUGAACGAAGUGCGUGCCCCAAUGCACAAAAAUAAACAAACGACGAUGGGGCGUAUUUCCGGAUUUUAUUCUUCAGGAAGUUUAUUUAAGGACAUCAAUUUGUCCAGUAAGAUUUAUGAAAAAGAGUCUCAUCCAUUCACAGUAUUGGAACAUUUCCCGAUUUCUGGACCACACGGAAGUUGGACAGAGUAUACCAAGCAAGAUAUCAUUGAAGCUCGUUAUGUCCCCGUAAAUACUGGAGAUCAGUUUGGUCCUACAUGGACGACGCACUGGUUCCAUGUGACCUUCAACGCACCUCCAGCCUCCUGGACUGCAAAGGAACUUCAUCUUCGGUUUGUGUCGGGGUCUGAAGCAUGUGUUUACGAAAAGCAAGGCAACAAUCUCGUGGUUUUGCAGGGUAUUUCUCCCGGAUAUCGAGAAGAGUAUAUUGUUACAAAAUCAUACGAUCCUGCGAAUCUUCCUCUGCUUGAAUACUAUAUUGAGAUGGCUUGCAACACUAUGUUUGGAGCUGGACGGACUGGUGAUGGGAGUAUUGCUCCCCCUGAUGAUAAUAGAUUCUGGACUCUUUCCACCGUUGAUAUUGCCAUUUUUAAUAGAGAAAACUUUAACUUGUUGAUUGACAUUGAACAAUUGCAUGGAAUGUCAGAACACAUGUCCGAAGAUCACAUUGGAUAUCAAGCAAUGUUUGUGGCUAAUGAGAUGGUGACCCAAUUCAGUUUAGGAAAUGCGGCUAAAGCACGGGAACUUGCCUCAGCCUUUUUCGCUGAAGGAACAGGAACGAAGGCUCACACUUUAUAUGCCAUGGGUCAUUGUCAUAUAGAUUCAGCUUGGUUAUGGCCUUAUGAUGAAACAAUUAGGAAAUGUGCACGGUCAUUUUCAGCACAACUUGGUCUGAUGGAAGAAUACCCAGAGUACAAAUUUGUGUGCUCGUCGGCCCAGCAAUAUGCUUGGGUGCAGGAGUAUUAUCCAGAUUUGUUUUUAAAAAUCAAGAACAAAAUUACUUCUGGUCAAUUUGUCCCUGUUGGAGGGACAUGGGUUGAAAUGGACGGGAACAUUCCAAAUGGAGAAGCAUUCAUGCGUCAAUAUUACUACGGGCAAAAGUAUUUUGAAAAGGAAUUUGGAGUUUUAUCAAAAGAAUUUUGGUUACCCGACACUUUUGGAUAUUCUGCACAAAUCCCGCAGAUGCUGAAGCACGUCAAGAUUAAUCGAUUUCUGACUCAAAAAAUGUCUUGGUCCCUGGUUAAUAAAUUUCCAAAUCACAAUUUCUGGUGGGAAGGUAUUGAUGGAACGCAGGUUAUGGUGCAUUUUCCUCCAGGAGACAGUUACAAUAUGAAUUGCACUGUAAACGAAUUUCUGAAUUCUCGAAACAAUUCAUUGGAUAAGGGGCGGUCAAAUACGGGCGUUUUCUUGUACGGUUGGGGUGAUGGGGGAGGUGGACCAACGAGGACCAUGAUUGAACGAAUUAAGCGAGUUCAAGAUGUGGAUGGAAUGCCAAAGGUUAAAUUCAGCGACAGUAACGAGUUCUUUGACGAACUAGAGAAAGAAUCUGAUAAAUUUUAUCGCUGGGUGGGGGAAUUAUAUUUGGAACUGCACAACGGCACAUACACGUCCCAGGCCAGAAUUAAGUGGUACAACAGGAAAGGAGAGUUUUUGUUUAGAGAAGUAGAACAUCAAAUGGCAAUGGCCUACGCCAAAGGAUUAGUUUCCCAAGCUUUGAUCAACGCUGAUAUGGCCACGGUGGACGCGUGUUGGAAAGACUUUCUCCUCAAUCAAUUCCAUGACGUCCUGCCUGGCUCGUGCAUUGAGUUUGUCGCCCAAGAUGCUUGGAAAUAUUAUGAAAAGCUUUUCACAUCUUUAAUGGAGCUAAGGAGUCAGUAUAAUGCUCGUAUUGUGGGAUUGGCUGGUAACAACAGAGCAGUGUACAAUUGUCUACCCUGGCAAACAAAAUCGGUCAUAUUCAUGAAACCGCCAGUAGCACCCGUAGUAGGUCCCAAUGUUCAAGAGGUAAUACUCGACCCCACCGAGGAAUUCGAAAAUCAAGGCGAAGGAAGAUUUAGAGUGCCCAAUACUUUCUACGCAGCCCUUGUUACAAUGCGCCCCUCAGGAUACAGCCUUUUUGUUGAUGAAGUGACUUCUGUCCCUGUCGCAUUUCAAUCGUCUGCUCCAAAUCUUGGAACGUUUACCAAUGGUCAAUUGACUUUGGAAGUUGAUAUUGUAAAUGGCCACCCGGUUGAGAGACUAUUUUUUGAUGGGAACAAUAAACUACCCGCUUUCAACGACUAUCUGGAAAUCGGUGUCAGCCCAGGAAUGCUAUAUUUCUACGAUGACGUUCCGCUCUUUUGGGAUGCGUGGGAUGUGAUGGAUUACCAUUUGGAGACUAGACGAGAACCCCCCAACUUGGUGACAACUCAUCCAGUAGCAACUUUCGCUGAAGGAAAUAUUGUGGGUGGCUACAAGUGGGGAGCCACCUUUGGAAACGGAAGCAGUUUCGUGCGAUAUACGAUAAUGCGAGCUGAUUCCCCUAUGGUGGAAUAUUACACAAUCGUUGACUGGAAAGAGGAUCACAAAAUGUUGAAGGCUGAAUUUGCCAUGGAUGUGUUAUCAAGAGACGCUAGCUUUGAAAUCCAAUAUGGCCACGCUAGUCGUCCGACGCACAUGAAUACUAGCUGGGACAUGGCCAAGUUUGAAGUGUGUGGUCAUAAGUGGAUGGAUAUUUCCCAGGCCGAUAAGGGAGUCACUGUGAUCACUGAUUCAAAAUAUGGGUGGCAUGUCAGGGAUAAUCACGUUCAGCUUUCACUUUUGAAAUCACCAAAAAAUCCAGAUGCCAACUGUGACAUGCAUAAGCACUACAUUUACUAUGCCGUCAUGCCACACAAAGGGUCGUUCCAAAACGCUGGAGUUAUUCAAAAGGCAUAUGAAUUGAACGUCCAUGGUUCGAAUAACGUUCCCCUGAUUCCCACAAACAUGUCCCAAGACACUAUACCCGCAAGCUUCGUGACGACUAGUAACCCAGCCGUGGUGGUUGAAGCUGUCAAAGUUUCGAAUGCUACUGACUCGACGACGGAUACCAUUUGCAUACGCUUGUAUGAGGCCUAUGGUGGUUACGCAAAAACAGAUAUUUCGCUAAGUGGGUUCACCGUGGACAAAGUUUUCGAGUCCAAUGGACUGGAAGACGAAGGGGGCGAAGAAGUUCCAGUGCCCGGAGGAAAGUUCAAUGUGACCUUUAAACCAUUCCAAAUUCGAAGUUUCCUAGUCACCUUUGUGUAGUUUAAUUUCAAUGCAAGUUAUUAUAACAGUUUAUUAAACUAUUUAAUGGCCGGAUAAAUAUAGACGUAUUUACUUUGUUAAUUGUUGGACAAAUUUUAAUACAAUAAACAGGAAUAAACUGAACACAUACAUAUGUCACACAA
Folsomia candida is the source of this 3596-nucleotide messenger RNA. RefSeq names its product alpha-mannosidase 2C1. The coding region runs from base 181 to 3453 and encodes 1090 amino acids. Gene Ontology annotation, biological process: oligosaccharide catabolic process; mannose metabolic process. The record is from RefSeq and is a predicted model, not a curated record. The transcript has 26 exons. NCBI's taxonomy places the organism in Eukaryota, Metazoa, Arthropoda, Collembola, Entomobryomorpha, Isotomidae. Gene Ontology annotation, molecular function: alpha-mannosidase activity; carbohydrate binding.